CACUGGCCUACACAGUGCCACGUUCCCAUCAUGUCCCUAGAAACGACACGAUUCCAUGGCCAUCUUCAUCCGUAACACGCACGCCAAUAAAUAUCUUCCAUCAACACUGCCUUUCCGUUCUCUCUCUCUUCUCCUUCUUCACGACGAUGGCUGUGAAUCUGGGAAACCUAGCACUGUUACUCGACAUAGCUUCACCGCGAAGCUUGAUCUCGGAGAGAAAACCUCGCCUCGCCGGCGCGGACGCGCUUCUGAGCUUGCCGUUAAAGAGGGACUCCGCCUGCAGCUGCAGUUACCCUUCCGACGGAGAGUUGUCGCGGAGCCGCGUGGUGGUGGCGCGUGGGAAGAAGUCGAAUUCGGAGAAGAACGGCGUCGACUUCAACGCGAGUGACGAGGAUGGAGGGUUUUGGGAUGGGGAUGAGUGGAAGAAGGAAAUGCGGCGGCGAGUUGGUGAGUUUGAGGAGAGGAGAGAGCUGGAGAAGAUGGCGGAGGAGUUGCAGAAUCAGGUUGAUGAUGAUGGUGAAGAAGGUAAGGAGGAGACUGAAGAAGAGAAGAGGAUGAGAGUGAAGAAAGAGCUUGAGAAGGUGGCUAAGGAGCAGGCGGAGCGAAGGGCCACGGCUCAGUUGAUGUUUGAUUUGGGCCAAAAAGCUUAUGGAAGAGGCAUGUAUGGACGUGCCAUCGAGUUUCUUGAAGGGGCACUCACUAUCAUUCCCAGACCUACAUUAUUUGGUGGUGAGAUUUGCAUAUGGCUGGCUAUGGCUUAUGAGGCUAAUAACCGCCAUAAAGAUUGCAUUGCUCUGUACCAGCAAUUAGAAAAGACUCACCCGUGUAUUAGCAUUCAACGCCAAGCUGCAGAGCUUCGAUACAUUUUGCAAGCACCAAAGCUCAAGAUAUCGCAGGAGGAAAUGGUGACUAUUCCCUUGAUUGGUUCUAGUUAUGACAGUUAUGCGGGAACAUGGAGCGAUAAAUACAAGGACAAGGAUCGAAAAAGUGGACCAGUCACCAAUCAGCUUCCAUGGUCUAAAGAUUACCUUGCUGACUUUCUUGUAUGGAAACCUCCCUCUGGGUUAGAGAAAAAUCGAGCUUUGUGGAUUGGUUUGACAAUUUGGUUGGGAUUACUUGGAGCUGCUGUCUUUAUUCAAAGAUGAUGAGUUCUCCAAUUUGUGAUGAUUUUCAUUUGUUGUUAUCACAAUUGUCAUUUUUGUUCAUAUAAUGUGAAGUCCAUGUUGUAAAGUUGUAUGUUUGGAAUAGAUUUGUAAAUUGUAAUUGUAAUAUAACUCUACGCAUCACAUAGAUAAAGAUGUUAUUUACCUA
Molecule: messenger RNA, 1311 nt
Organism: Lotus japonicus
Lineage: Eukaryota; Viridiplantae; Streptophyta; Magnoliopsida; Fabales; Fabaceae
Exons: 4
Coding region: 147-1145 (332 amino acids)
Cellular component (GO): chloroplast thylakoid membrane
Molecular function (GO): protein binding
Source: RefSeq, a predicted model, not a curated record